AUGACGACUAUCGACACCGGCUUCCACGUCUGGACCAACUGGUCCGAGGGCAGGAUCCUCGGCGCAACAAUCACCCUCUCGGCCCGCGACGGCGCUCUCCUUCUCUCUGCCAUCGCCGUUUUCGUCGCCUGGGUCACAAGCCAGCUCUGGAUCCUGAUCCGCUUCGCCAUCCACCAGCAUCUCGCCCGACGUGUGUGCCAAGUCCCCCGCGACGGACUCUACUUUCAACAACGCGCCAUCUUGCGCAAUGCCGCGGUGCCAACACAAGCCUUACUUCAGUUCCUCGGGCAGGCGUGGUACUGGCGGCGGGCCGAGGGUAUAGACCGCCUCUUUGGGCGAACGUUGCCUAUGGCGCUGCUAGCUAUCGGCUUCAGCAUAGCCGCCGCCCUUCUAUCUAUCUUCUCCUCCCUCGUCAGUUCCUCGGCUGGAGAUUUUCGGCUGCUGGUGCCGUCGUCUUGCGGGCUGUACGGUCUUGAUCCCUCUGCCCCGCCGUUGUCGUCGGCCCUAGGCGAAAUUGAUGCCCGCUUCAAUGACGCCGCCGCCGUGUACGAGAACCGGUGCUACAACGAGUCUCUUCGGGACUCGUCUUUAUGUCAGGAAUUUCCUGUCCCUUCGCUUGCAUGGGAGUCCAUGGGCGAGCAGCCUUGCCCCUUUGGAAGUCUCUGUAGCGCCCGGACUGAUGGAAUGGCUUACCGGGUGUCAUCCGCGAAGAUGGACUCGCACCAACACCUGGGUAUGAACACGCCGCCUAGCGACCGCGUACAAUACCAGCGACAACUCACAUGCGCUCCCCUCCGAGAUGACCGAGGCAUUUUUGAAAUCAACCCCAUCCCCGGCGCUGAGUGCAGGCGUCUUCAGCUCAACUACGGACCUCGUCUUUACGAAGAUGGCUCGGUGGCCAUGAAUUAUACAUUCCAUUCCAACAAGUGCGCGCUAGAUUCCCGCGUGGGCUACAAUGUUGAAUUGCAAUAUUCGCGUCCUGGGGCUACGCAAACGUGGACCCCUCUACGGGAGCUCGACUUGGCUGACGCCGACACUGUCAUCAUGUUCAUAUCGCUUGACGCGCUAUCCUUCACGGAGCCAAACAGUGAUCCCGUAUUUGGGACCAUGGAUCGCGAGUUUCCAGAGCCACGCGCGUUGGCGAACAUACUUGCCUACGCCGCUUAUCAGACCGACACGUACCAGACCAUCUACACUCGGACACGGAGCUUUCUCAAGGCGUCGGAGAGGGUCUUGUUGAACCACGUCCACCUCCCCUUACCAGACGACCAGUGGGAACGUGAGGUUGAGAGCCUGCUGACCACAUCACUAGCACGCUUGCAGCUGCAGGUAGCUGCUUAUCCCGACGGAGACUCUGUGUUGCUUCCGAAUAUUGUCCUCAGGCAGCCAUGGGAGACAACUGAGGAUCCCUUCUUGCCUGCUCUGACGAGCGAGGAGCGCGAGGCCGAGCGACAGCUGUGCAGCCAGCAGCGGACACGGUUGACGAAGGGAACACUCAAUUUUAGUGUCGUUGGUCUGGUCCUGACGUUCGCGCUUGGCGUCAUUAUCAUCAUGCUUUCAUACGCUCUGCCAGAUGUGGUAUACUGGAUUCGAAAACGUUGGAAUCUGAAGCCCGACGAAGCAGCGGCGUGGUGGGCAGAUGAGAAUCUGCAGGUGUUGCGUGUGAUGUUCCAGGCUCGGGGCCUUGGAGACUGGAUCGGCGAGGACAACAUGGUUCCGACGACGAGGACGAGUGAGAAGCUAGCGAGCGCGGUGAAUGGAGCGAUAGUAGUGCAUACGCAGUGCCAUCCUGGUGGCUACAGGCCGGUGCAGGGGCAACAGCACUAUUAG
Emericellopsis cladophorae is the source of this 1830-nucleotide messenger RNA. RefSeq lists its product as uncharacterized. The record is from RefSeq and is a predicted model, not a curated record. Lineage: Eukaryota; Fungi; Ascomycota; Sordariomycetes; Hypocreales; Bionectriaceae. Bases 1 to 1830 code for a protein of 609 amino acids. The transcript has 2 exons.